AUGCAGCUGCCUAAAUCAUUAUUCAAAAAAUUAAUCUUGAUAAGAGUCGUUAAUAGUCUCCUGACAAGGACAUUUUUCCAAGCUGAUGAAUAUUGGCAAGCAUUAGAACCUGCUCAUCUUCUGGCUUAUGGAUAUGGAGAAUUGACAUGGGAUUGGAAGUUUGAAAUUAGGAGUUAUGCCUUCCCGUUUGUAUUUGAAAUAACAUAUAGAAUAAUCCAUUUAUUGACAGUGCUUAUAGGUUAUCUCGUUGAAAAAUUGACAUUCUGCAUUGUUGAACUACUAUUGAUGUUAAAUCCAAAUGAUGAAUUCGUGUGGAGAAUCACUCAUGAAUUAAGAAUAAGAUCGGUGGAUAUGAUCCCCCUAUUGGAAUACUUUGGUGUCAUUUAUGGGCCCAAGUUAGUCAUGGCAAUCAUCGCUGCCAUCGGAGAAUAUUAUACGAUUAAACUUGUCCAAAAAUUAUACUUGUGUACUUUGGACAAGGAUGCUUUCAAUAAGAGAGAUGAAAAGGGGAGCGAUUAUAAUCUAAUUACUCAAUUGGUAUUUGUACUAACUAUAACGAACUUAUUCAAUGCUUAUAUUAUCACAAGAUCUUUCAUAAAUUCGUUCGAAAUGGUACUGACAGCAAUAUCCUUAUAUUAUUGGGAUUGGUCUGCUACAUGUAGUCAUGUUGAUUCAUUCCAAUUUUUUAAAUCAUUGACCGUUGCAAUGUUUACGUGUUUACAAAGACCGACCAAUUCGUUCAUCUGGAUAAUUUUAGGAGUAUUUUUACUCAUUAAUAUGGCUAAACAAGAGAAACAUAUUUUUGAGUUUAUCAGGUUAUUCAUCUCAAUAAUCUCGGCAUUUCUAACUGCAUUCUUUCUCAAUUCCACCAUCGAUUUUUAUUUUUACAAGAAGCUAAGUUUUCCAAUCAUUAAUUUCAUUAAAUUUAACUUCACAAGUUCUUUAUCAAGCUUUUACGGUACUGCUCCAUGGCAUUUCCAUAUUACGCAAAGUUUACCUUUUGUUCUUGGAUAUUCUAUUAUUUUCUUUGUACCGACUCUGUUUAUCAGAUCCUCAUUCCCUUCCGCAAUAAAGAAAUAUCCCUCCCAAUUGAACAACCCAUUUUUUCAAAUCAAAACUGUCAUAGUGCUAAACAUUAUUGCAUAUUCUUGUAUUGGUCACAAAGAGUUCCGUUUCGUAUACUCUUUACAGCCACUAUUCCUGAUCAUGACGACAUUUUUCUUAUUGAGACUAUAUAGAAAUGAAGAAUUUAACCAAUUGGUGAAAUUAAUUCUAUUUAUUGGAUCAAUCUUGUCCCUAAUAUUUAUGACUCUCUUAAAUUUUAUCAAUGAAUCAGGAUCCAUUGAGGUGAUGAAAUUUUUACAUAAUGAACCAUAUCCAAUUGAAAGUGUCGGAUUUAUUAUGCCAUGCCAUUCUACACCAUGGCAAUCAUAUUUGCAUAGAAAUGAUAUUCCUGAACUUUGGUCAAUAUCAUGCAUUCCACCAUUACAUUUGUUAGGUGAUACUAAUACUAAAUUGAAAUUACCAAAUUAUAUGGAUGAAAGUGAUUACCUUUAUGAGAACAUGGAGGAAUUCUUCCUGAAGAACUUCCCACCUAUAACGGAAGGAGAAAAAGGGAAGCAUGAAGGAAAAGGAAGUAUAGCAAAGAAAUAUGAGUGGCCAGAAUAUUUAAUCAUUUUCCAACAGAUGGAUGAUAUCUUUAUGCGGAAAUAUUUGGAACCUUCAUCAUAUCAUGAAUACAAAAGAAUCUUCAAUUCUUACUUCCAUUGGGAUUCAAGAAGAACGGGAGAUAUCAUCAUUUACAAGAGAAAAGCUAAUAAACUUUAA
Naumovozyma dairenensis CBS 421 is the source of this 1827-nucleotide messenger RNA. It is a transcript of the gene GPI10, whose product is annotated as putative glycosylphosphatidylinositol-alpha 1,2 mannosyltransferase. The transcript has a single exon. The record is from RefSeq and is a predicted model, not a curated record. NCBI's taxonomy places the organism in Eukaryota, Fungi, Ascomycota, Saccharomycetes, Saccharomycetales, Saccharomycetaceae. The coding region runs from base 1 to 1827 and encodes 608 amino acids. Gene Ontology annotation, cellular component: endoplasmic reticulum membrane. Gene Ontology annotation, biological process: GPI anchor biosynthetic process. Gene Ontology annotation, molecular function: alpha-1,2-mannosyltransferase activity.